GUGUGUGUGUGUGUGUGUGUGUGUAAACACAUUUACAAAAUCUAGAUUGUUAUUGUAAAGACAAAGUGAUUCUGGUUACACAGACUGGAGGAGUCGCAGAGGACGACAGCAAGUGCCAGACUGAAUGGCUGAAGCUCAAACCUCAGGUGAACUGGAGCUCAAUCCAGAUGCUGCAGAUUUUGUUCUGGGAGAAGAAAAGAGCCAGUUUCAGUCUAGAAGAAGUUGGCCAAGACCAGAUUUCAACAGGAACAGAGGGGGUCGAUACACAGCCCCUCACCAGCAGCGUUCUAACAUAUCUUAUUGCAACGAUGAGCCCUUACAUGAAAGGAGCUACUAUAAUCGUCAAACCUACAGGACCUCUGAGGCGCCCUUAGAUAGUCGAGAUGGCCCUAGUGCUAGAGGAAACCACAGCUUUCAAAACCAGCGGCAAAACAGAUCCAGAAACAUUAGAACCUUUCCAACAGACCAUUCAAGACAGUUUGGUGGCAGCCAUUCAGAAUCUUUCACAGAGAAACCUGACAAAGAUGAUGGGCUCAGCUGGCGGACAGAGGACAAGAGGCUUAACGACUUUAAAAACGGUUUUGACCCUGAAGACACUAGAGAUGCCAGACCUAAAAAUCCAAGGAAGUUCACUUAUGAGCCGAGAAGGGGUCCUGGUGAGAGAGGAAAGCCAGCUUUAUACAGGGACGAGAUAGAAGAUUUGAUUGAAGGAGACAGGGAAAACUCAUUGGAAAUGGGUUCUGUGGAAGCUGCUAAAGCAAGAUCAAACGAGAGUGCAUUGAAGCUCUCCCAUUAUGGCAAUAAGAGAGCAGCCCAGGAUUCCCAAAGACACGGGCAGCAGAAUAGAGAUGAACAUCCAACAAGGCAGGAACGGAGUAGGAGUACAAAACCUCAAAGUGCCUCAUCCCAGGCUGACCGCAAGAUAAAUGAGAUGGCUAGCUCUGGGAAGAUUCACAAGCCUGAUAGUAGAUCUUCAUGGAGAAGUGAUGUGGAGAGAGGGCAAGGAAGAAGGAUGCCAUUACAAGAUCAUGGACCAAAGAAACAUUUGAAUUCAGGCAGAACACAUUUCUGUAAAAAGCAGCUGGAUGUUCCCAAGAGUAAAGAAACACAUACAGGGUGUCUAAUUGAACAGCUCACUGAAGAGAAGUAUGAAUGUAUGGUCUGUUGUGAGGUAAUUCGUGUGAUGGCACCAGUCUGGAGCUGUCAGAGCUGCUACCACGUCUUUCAUCUAAACUGUAUUAAAAAGUGGGCCAGAUCACCAGCAUCACAGGCGGAGGAUGGGAAUGAGGGGUGGAGGUGUCCUGCCUGCCAGAAUGUAUCUGUUCGUGCACCAAACUCUUACACCUGCUUCUGUGGAAAAGUUAAUAAUCCUGAAUGGAACAGAAAUGAGAUUCCACACAGCUGUGGAGAGCUGUGUUGCAAAAAGCGUUCUGGUCUGGACUGCAACCAUCCCUGUAAUAUCUUGUGCCAUCCUGGACCAUGCCCAUCUUGCCCUGCAUUUGUAACCAAAGCCUGUGUUUGUGGAAAAAUAAGUCAAUCUGUACGUUGUGGACAGGCAACUAUGAUUCGUUGUACUGAUGUGUGCAGCAGCUUGCUAAACUGUGACAAGCAUACCUGUAUGCAGGUGUGCCACAGUGGAAAAUGCCAACCAUGUCAGCUCCAAGUCAGCCAAGUUUGCUAUUGUGGAAUUAGUUCUCGGGAAGUGCCUUGUGGGACAGAUAAAGAACAUUUUGAUGAGUCUGGACAUUUUUCCUGUCAAAAACUCUGUGGAAAAAUGCUUGACUGUGGCAAGCACACUUGUUUGCAAGUGUGCCAUCCACAGCCAUGUCAGUCUUGUCCUCGUCUUCCAAAAGUGGUAAGCAGCUGCCCUUGUGGGCAGACUCCCCUCUCCAAACUUUUGGAGCUUGGUUACCCUGAGCGCAAGAGCUGCACAGAUACCAUUCCAUCAUGUGGAAAAACCUGUGCCAAGCCGUUACCUUGUGGGUCAAAUGAUUCAAUUCAUUUGUGUGAAAACCUUUGCCAUGAAAAGGAAUGUGGUCCGUGCUCACUUACUUCUACUGUCAAAUGCAGAUGUGGCUUCAAAAGUAAAGCAGUUCCAUGUGCCGUUAUCCAAAAUGAAGCUGACCUUAUGUUCAUGUGUGACAAGCGUUGCAAUAAAAAACGUUCUUGUGGCCGCCACAAGUGCAAUGAACUUUGCUGUGUGGACAAAGAGCACAAAUGUUCCAUGAUCUGUGGGUACAAGCUGAACUGUGGACAGCAUAGGUGUCAAGAGCUUUGUCAUCGUGGGAACUGUCACCCGUGUUGGCAAACCAGUUUUGAUGAACUGCCAUGUCACUGUGGUGAAACAGUGAUCUAUCCACCCGUUCCCUGCGGUACAAGACCACCUGAAUGUAAAAAGCCAUGUACCAGGAAGCACGAGUGUGAUCAUCCAGUGUUUCACAACUGCCACAGCGAGGAGAAGUGCCCACCUUGUACCUACCUCACUCAGAAGUGGUGUAUGGGAAAACAUGAACAAAGAAACAAUAUUCCCUGUCACUUGGCAGAUAUAUCCUGUGGCCUGACUUGUAAUAAACAGCUGCUGUGUGGCAUGCACAAGUGCAGAAGGAUCUGCCACAGAGGGGAUUGUAUGACAGAGGAGCAGUGUAAACAACCUUGCUGUGCUGUGAAACAGGAAUGUGGUCAUGCCUGUUCAGCACCAUGCCACCAGGGGUCCCCCUGUCCCAGGGCUCCAUGUACAGCAAAGGUAGUGUUACAGUGUGACUGUGGGCACAAGAAGGAGAGCAUGGUUUGCUCUGAGGCUUCAACCAAUUAUCAAAGAAUAGCUGCUAUAGCCAUAGCCAGCCGACUUUCUGAUAUGCAGCUGGGAGACUCUAUGGAAAUCGGUCAACUAAUUACAAAGAAGGAAAUGAAGCAAGCCAGGUUGCAGUGUGAUGAAGAGUGUGCUGCACUAGAAAGAAACAAACGGUUGGCCGAGGCUCUAAAUAUAGACCUUAGUUCUGAUCCUUUCAACACCCGCGGCUCGACCUCUAAAUUCACCGACAGUCUGAAGGAAGACGCAAGGAAGGAAUUAAAGUUUGUAAGUGAAGUGGAAGAAGUGAUGAAAAAUCUGGUGGAGUUGGCAAAUAAGGGAAAACAGUCAAAGCGGAGUCAUUGCUUCCCUCCAAUGAACAGAGAUCACCGCAAGAUCAUCCAUGAGUUAGCUGAGGUCUAUGGGAUUGAGAGCGAGAGCUACGACAGUGAACCAAAGCGCAAUGUUAUCAUUACAGCAGUAAGAGGGAAAACGCUGUGCCCUAAUACUACUCUGACAACACUGAUAGAACGUGAAACUGCCACAAGACCUCCACCACCCAUCGCCCACCACAGGCAGCACACUGCAAGUUCUGGCAAUUGCAGCGUCAUGCAAAAGGCUGUUAAAGAGGAGCCUGUGAUUGACUACUUUGAUGUCCAGGAUUGAAAACUUAAGUUGUUGCGCUAAAGAAAAACAAAUAUAUAAAUGAAGCACACCACUGUCGGAAGGCUAAGUCACUUAUGCUUGUUAAAUAAAAAAAACAAAUAUACAGAAGAUCAUAGUUGCACAUUUAAAAAUCUUGUUCUUUUACUCAGAAAUCCACGCCCAAAUAGUUAAUGAUUAGGCCCUAUAUGGUUGCAGUUGUUCAUUCCAGUGUUGAGUGAGAUGCUCUCUUGUAGCUGGGGGCCUUUUUUUCCUGCAGAAAUUUAUUUUAAUGUCUGGUUUUGAAACAUUACUGAAUAAACUUUUGGUUUAAGUAGGCUGUGCAAAAACUGAUAUGUAAAACUUGUCAGAGGGGAAUUGAACAAUGCACGGCACAGUAAAUUCAUUCAACAUCCAAUAAACACUUCUGUUUCUGAAAUAAACCAAAAUAAACCCCAUUGACUACUGCACUGCGAUCUUGAAAGCCUGUGGAACGCAGCCAGAUAUGGUUUGUAAGGUAUGUGGCACUAAAUUAGCCAUUUUACCAGGAAUUGUGAUUGUAAUUAAGAUUACAUAAAUAUGUAUUUACAGUUGAUGCGUACAAAUUAAGUUGCAUAAAUUAAGAGUACAAAUACUGCAUAAAGUACAUCAGAAACUCACGUGUGACUUCUUGCUGAUUUUAAUAAAAUAUCACGGGUAUAUCCAGGGGAAAGAACAAAAAAAAAGCAACCAUUUUCUAAGUACAGGUUAGCUUUAAAUAAUACUAACAAAAUUGUAAAAUUCAUUGUUUCUAAUGGAGUUUAUCUUGAACAGUAAUUUACGCUCUAAUAGUUGUCUAAAACAUUCACCAAAUAGUGUUGUGGGAUGGGAAUAUCGGCACAAGUAAAAAUGUAAUUGACUAAAAGCAGUCUGUAUAACCCAUACACAAUCACAGUAUAAAUUGGGGGGGGGGGAAGCAGUAACAUUGCUAAAUUUUGCAAGGGAAAAUCCAGUCAUGGCAUUCAGCAGUGCUAAAUAUCUUGUUUUGAAAUCUAAACACAAUUUUGUACUGUAACACAGAUAUUGGUCAGAAUACUUGAUUCUAUUCUUUUUGUAUCUCUGACAGUGUUGCUGGAUACAACUGGCGCAUAUGAUUGUGUGUCUUUCAGCAGUUGAUUGGGUUACUCUAGUUGCAGCAUUUUUUAAGAUCACAUUAUUUUGGUUAUGCCGAUUUGCAUAUCUGGAAAUGUUGAAUCUUUGCACUGACAAGUCACAAUGUUCGUAUUCUCUGUCGUCUUGUCAAUGCGUGUCUAAUUCCAGUUAACAAAUCCCUUGAAAGUUAAUGAAAAUGCACAUAGACCCAAAAAAUAUUUGUCAGUUUUGCAACCAUGCACAAAAUUACAUUUGAAGAAAAUAUGUUUCUAUCAAGACUUUGAUGCAGUCAUAGGCAACAAUUCUAUUUAAAAUAUCCUAUUUCAAUCUAUGUAGACAAAAAAUAAAUAAAUAAAAUAGGCCCCUACUAGUAACAGCAUUCUAAUCGAGAUGUAAACAUUUGGCUAUGGAAUCUGUAUUUUGAGAGAGAAUGGUCUUAAACAUGUUUUAGUUGAAGUGGUCCUGAAAAGACAGAUAAAAUAAAUAAGUUGUGUAGUUGAUACAAAUCAUGCUUUGUUGUACUUCUUGGAGAUCAGAAGAUAUCAAAUUUGUGGUAUUGACAUUGGGCCAUCCUCAUUAUCAAUUAAAGCUAUUUGGUUGAGGACAACUGAAGGGGUUCUGCUUGGGUGUCUAGUCAUCAGUCAGAAGUAAUAUUUGGUUAGUCCAAAUCUAACACCAAUUAGUAACCAUCGCCCAAGAAUACAUAUUUUUCAAACUAAUAAAUAGCCCAGCGUAGGUGCUGUUAAAAUAUUCCACUGGAUUUAUCUACUCAGUUAUGCAAGAUUUAGGAUUUCACUCAUUUUAUGCAAACAAAAUAAAAUUGAUGUGCUGCAUUAGUUUUCAAAUAAAAUAGCUCUGUAUUUAACAUCAUUGUCUUGCUUGAUUCCUGUUAACGUUCUGCGUUUAUACAUGCACCAUUGACUUUAAUCUAUGUUUUAAAAGCAAUGUUAAAAAAAAAAAAAAAGCUUGAAAUGUAAUAUAAAAAAUGUCACCUUUUCAAUGAGAAGGGUUUUUCUACUUUGUGUUAGGUUUAGUGUCAGAGUCUAUCCUUUUCUGAAGCCUUUAUACUGUUAAUGACUGAAAAGGUGGAUACAAAAGAUUAUCCCAUGUUAUCUGGCAGAAUUUCAGUUCAAGAAUAAUGUUUUACUGGAUCAUGGAUUCAUUAAUAUAUUUUUCUAUUGUUUGCAUUACCAAUAGAAAUGUGUCUUAAUGAAAUAAACUGGGCUGCAAUGUUAUGUUUAAAAAAAAUAAACUGUGUACCAUUGGUUUGUUGUGGCUUAUUCAGUCAAGUGUAAUUGUAAAUGUUUGAAUUUGCAUUGAGCUGGGUAAUCGUAAUAAUAUUUCAUAGUUUAGUAAAAUAAAUAGUCAUACAGUACUAGCGACUGCCAUGUUUAGUUAUUUAAUCAAAAACAUGUACUGUAUAGCACCCACAAUAAACUGAAUAGCAGUGGCAUUUAAUUAAUGUAUACCUCCUUUUAUUAGGAAGGUCGUGAGGUAAAACAAAUACUAGUACAUAUCAUUGGCACAUUUUGUUUUUAAAUAUUUUCUGAGAUUAACUGUACUGCAAUGCUAAAACACAGCUGAAUAUAUUUGUAUUGGAGAAAAGAUUUUUACUUGGCUAUUUUAGACUCUUACUUCUUAAAGGUAAAUGUAUCAACUGUUCUAAAGUGUUGCCCCCACUCCCACCACACACAAUCAGUCUGAAUAGCCUAAAUUUCAAUUUUUAUUUCAGGGGUUACAGGUAUCUCUUCAAUGUCUAAGACAAGAGUCUGGGAUGCCACCACAAGCCUGCUGGAUAGAUGACUAGGUACACAAAAAAAAGUUUUACAUAAGAAUCUCUGUUGCACAAUUACCUACCCACACACCAAUCUAUAGUUAAACUGGGAGCAAGCCACAAGUCAAAAACACCAGA
This is a messenger RNA of Polyodon spathula (Mississippi paddlefish), 6473 nucleotides long. Its product is annotated as transcriptional repressor NF-X1-like. The coding region runs from base 125 to 3454 and encodes 1109 amino acids. Gene Ontology annotation, cellular component: nucleus. Gene Ontology annotation, biological process: negative regulation of transcription by RNA polymerase II. Gene Ontology annotation, molecular function: RNA polymerase II transcription regulatory region sequence-specific DNA binding; DNA-binding transcription factor activity, RNA polymerase II-specific; zinc ion binding. The transcript is spliced from 24 exons. Lineage: Eukaryota; Metazoa; Chordata; Actinopteri; Acipenseriformes; Polyodontidae. The record is from RefSeq and is a predicted model, not a curated record.